GACAUCUCAGAUAUUGGACUCAUCUGUUCUCUCUCUCCUCUUUCCUUCUCUCCAUUCCAACAAUUAUAAUCAAUAAAAAAAAUAAAAACUUUGAACAGAUACCAUCAUCAUUCAUCAUCAUCACUCGCAUCAACAGAAUUCCAAGGGUUUUCUGGUUUUAUAUUUUGUUGGGAAGCAAGGGGAUGAGGAUGUUAUGGUGAUGAUGAUGUAUGUGGAGUACAGCCAGUGUUCGUGUAGAAGAUGAGAAGGGAACAGCAGGAGGGAUGCCAGGCUUCGAUUCACAAUUACCAAAUUCCAAUGCAUGCUAUACAGAGGGAAGCACAAUUGAUUCUUUUCGUGUGUCUGACUUUGAUCAAUCAAUUGGAUAUCGCUUAGAGGAUGCUGUUGACUUGAGUGGAAACUCGGUUUUUAACUCGCUAAAAUUAAGUAGCCAAACAACUUCUCCUGGUCUUGUCCACGUUGGUACUUGUAAUAAGUUGCCAACUUCACUUGAUAAAAGCCCAUUGAUGAACCAAACAGAACGACGGAGCUUGCAAUUACAAAAGGUUCAAUCAUCAAAUUUAGUCACAAUAUUAAGUGGUAACACAGAAAACCUGGAAGAGUCUGCCAUGGCUGAUGCCAGUCCUAGAACUGAUAUUUCUACAGAUGGUGACACCGAUGAUAAGAAUCAGAGGUUCGAUAGAAGUCAAUCCCUUGCUGCUGCUGCUUCUGACUCCAGUGACAGAUCAAAGGAUAAAUCAGAUCAGAAGACUCUCCGCAGGCUUGCUCAGAAUCGUGAGGCUGCAAGAAAAAGCCGGUUGAGAAAGAAAGCUUAUGUCCAACAAUUGGAAAGUAGUCGUUUGAAGUUGACCCAACUGGAGCAAGAACUUCAGCGGGCUAGGCAGCAGGGAAUCUUUAUAUCAAACUCAGGUGAUCAAGCACAUUCAAUGAGUGGAAAUGGGGCCAUGGCAUUUGAUGUAGAAUACGCAAGGUGGCUGGAAGAGCAGAGUCGACAAGUAAAUGAGCUAAGAGCAGCUGUAAAUUCUCAUGCAAGUGAUACGGAACUUCGCAUGAUUAUUGAUGGUAUAAUGGUACAUUAUGAUGAGAUAUUUAGGCUGAAGGGCAUUGCAGCCAAGGCUGAUGUCUUCCAUUUGUUGUCUGGCAUGUGGAAAACACCGGCUGAGAGGUGUUUCCUAUGGCUUGGUGGUUUUCGAUCAUCCGAACUCCUCAAGCUCCUGGUAAGUCAAUUGGAACCUCUCACAGAGCAGCAGCUAGUGGGUAUUACCAACUUGCAGCAAUCUUCCCAACAGGCAGAAGAUGCAUUGUCUCAGGGCAUGGAAGCAUUGCAACAGUCCCUUUCUGAGACAUUGUCCACUGGAUCUGGAUCACUUGGCUCCUCUGGUUCAUCAGGGAAUGUGGCAAAUUACAUGGGUCAAAUGGCUAUGGCUAUGGGUAAGCUUGGGACACUUGAGGGGUUUAUUCGGCAGGCUGACAAUUUGCGCCAGCAGACUCUGCAACAAAUUCACCGUAUAUUGACAACUCGCCAAUCGGCUCGUGCACUCCUUGCGAUACAUGACUACUUUUCAAGGCUGCGCGCUCUUAGCUCCCUUUGGCUUGCACGCCCAAGAGAUUGAUGGGUGCUAAAUAGUCUGUCAAAUUAUUUUUCAUGGAUUUGGCACCUCAAAUACUUUGUCAUCAUAGGUUUUACUCUUACUAUUUUAUUGUGUUGGAGUUUUCAUGUUACUGAUAUUAGUGUUUCAUUAAGUCACAUAAUCUAGAAACUGAAUUGGUGUCAAGAGUAUGUAUUUUGUUUAUUACUAUUGAUAUUGUCCAUAUGUAGUAGCAGCUGAAGGGCUUCAUAGAUUACUUCAUACAAAAUAGUUGGGCUGUGAUAAAUUUGAAUGUGUAGUUCAGUUGCUAGAGUUUUCUU
This is a messenger RNA of Gastrolobium bilobum, 1909 nucleotides long. Its product is annotated as transcription factor TGA2.2-like. The transcript is spliced from 12 exons. Lineage: Eukaryota; Viridiplantae; Streptophyta; Magnoliopsida; Fabales; Fabaceae. Gene Ontology annotation, molecular function: DNA-binding transcription factor activity; sequence-specific DNA binding. The record is from RefSeq and is a predicted model, not a curated record. The coding region runs from base 210 to 1613 and encodes 467 amino acids. Gene Ontology annotation, biological process: DNA-templated transcription; regulation of DNA-templated transcription.